CACGCAUCUCCCAUAACUCCCCACGGUUUCCAAGAGUUCAGGAGUCGCUAAAUUCGCAAAUUCUGAUUUCAUUUUUCAUCAUCUACUCGAUAUAAUUACGAAUCGAAUUCUCUGGUCUGGGCUUUGCCGAUCAAAUGGGUUUGCCAAUCCCCAUCGCGGCCUUCUCGAUGAUCGCUGACAUUUGGCUUCCUAUGACACUAGGCCUGCUGCGUGGAUGCCUGCUCGAGUGCAAAUACAUCCUCCGGACUCCAUCGAGUUGUGUUACUUCGAAGCUAAGGAGAAAGUCCAAGAAAAAAAAAGGCUCAAGAAUCACAUUGCAGUCCCCAAACUCCUGGGAAGAAUUUUGGGUGACAAUGAUGCUGCUUCAAGUUAGUCUUUUACCUCUAUGCAUCUAUGCAACUCUUGAGAUACUGAUUGUGAUGCUUGAUAGUUUGCAAACCUUAGUCCGAUUGGUAUCCUACUAUCUUACAUCAUAUGUAGGAUGGAAAGUUAGGUAUGCCGAGUAUUCCCUUACUCGACGUACUUUGAAGGUAGCCAAAGGGUUGCAGUUGCAAACAAAAAUUACAAUUUACUGAAAAACGGCGACCAAACCAGCUCAUUGACAGCUAAGAGUGUAUUGACCCCGUUUUCUAAUGGAAAUUUUGAAUAACUAGAGGCACUUGAAAACCUCACCAUACUAUAGUCAACGCAGAAUAUGAAAUUGACUAACUUUCCUCGGUAAAUUCAAGUGAGAAAUCACUCUCAAUAAUUACACGAAUAUUGAACUUGAGCUUCAUAAUAAUUACAAGAAUAUGAGUUUAUAAUGUUUAGAUCUGU
Messenger RNA from Striga asiatica, 816 nucleotides. NCBI's taxonomy places the organism in Eukaryota, Viridiplantae, Streptophyta, Magnoliopsida, Lamiales, Orobanchaceae. The record is from the annotation of a GenBank genome assembly.